Jatropha curcas is the source of this 883-nucleotide messenger RNA. Its product is annotated as SNARE-like superfamily protein. Gene Ontology annotation, cellular component: TRAPP complex. NCBI's taxonomy places the organism in Eukaryota, Viridiplantae, Streptophyta, Magnoliopsida, Malpighiales, Euphorbiaceae. The record is from RefSeq and is a predicted model, not a curated record. Gene Ontology annotation, biological process: endoplasmic reticulum to Golgi vesicle-mediated transport.
GAUCGAAAGACAAAAAUACCCCCGUCUAAUAUUACAAAUUACAAAUCAUGUCCUUAUUCCUAAAAGCAUCUGUUCUCGGUAUCUCGCUCUCCAUUCUCCAUCCACCGUCGAGCCUUGCCGCCGCUUGAGCUUCAAUUUGGCUCCGAUCUAUUCAACAUUCAGAAAUUAGCGCAAAGGAACGAGCCUUAAGUUAGAGAGAGGAUAAAGAGAAAUAUAGAGAUUCUGCUUCAGUUGAUCAGCUUCAGUGGUUAAAUCAAACAACAAAGAUGAUCGUGUGCGUUGCGGUUGUAGGGCAUCAGAACAAUCCGCUAUACAUUCAGAGCUUCACGGAGGCAGAUGAUGCUCUUAAGCUCCAUCACAUUGUCCAUUGCUCUCUCGACGUGGUGGAUGAACGAGUGAAUAAUCCGAAAAAAUCCGGGCCAACGCUGAAUGAGACAUUUCUUGGAUUGCUUUAUCCAACCGAGAAUUAUAAAGUGUAUGGCUAUUUGACUAACACAAAGGUGAAAUUCAUUUUGGUUACAACAGAUUUAGAUGUCAGAGAUGCAGAUGUGAGAAAUUUUUUCCGGAAGUUCCAUGCCGCAUAUGUAGAUGCAGUUUCAAACCCAUUUCACGUGCCGGGCAAAAAGAUCACUUCCAAAACUUUUGCAGAAAGGGUGAGCAACAUUGUCAAAUCAUUUGGCUUGAGCUCAACUAGUUGAAUGCUGCCAUUGUAAAUUUAACAUUUCAAAUUUAAAAUGAAACUGGUUGAUGUUUACUUUUCUUCCCAUUAGCUUAUUAUUCCCAUUGUCUUCUUCACAUUGUAAAUCAACUAAUAUUGUACCAUUUUAAAGACUUGGUUCUUAGUUUUACAAAAUACCAAACAAGUGAUUUACCCCUCCUUAUA